This is a messenger RNA of Ziziphus jujuba (common jujube), 2910 nucleotides long. RefSeq names its product squamosa promoter-binding-like protein 6. Gene Ontology annotation, cellular component: nucleus. The transcript has 4 exons. NCBI's taxonomy places the organism in Eukaryota, Viridiplantae, Streptophyta, Magnoliopsida, Rosales, Rhamnaceae. The coding region runs from base 566 to 2230 and encodes 554 amino acids. Gene Ontology annotation, molecular function: DNA binding. The record is from RefSeq and is a predicted model, not a curated record.
CUAAAUAAAGUAAAAAACUUUUCUUCGCUGUGUUGAACUCUGUAGCUUCUCUCUCUCUCUCUCUCUUUGUCUUUCCUCUCUCUCUCUCUGUCUCUCUCUCUCUCUCUCUAAAAAUAGCAAGUUAGUAGCCACAGCUCAAGCUCGUCCAUGGAGUUUGGGACACAUUAAAAUCACUUUAGCACUGAGCUCUGUCUUCCUUAUCUUCAUAUCAAAAUACCAUUAUUUAAUUUAUUUCCAGUAGACACUGUUGGGUUACUCCGGAAUUGAUAUUCCAUUGAAUUUGGGGCUUCAUGUGGAAAGUUUUUGUGGGUUUUUCUUCUGUUUAUUAGAAUAGCUUCUGUUGCUUGUGUAUGGUGGUCAUGAUGUCCUCUGAAACAGUCUCAUCUCUGUCUCAUUCAGCCUGAGUUUGGGCUGAAAGUUUUACAGACACCAAAAAAAAAAAAAAAAAAAAAAAAAAAAAAAAAAAUCUGAAAAAAAAGAAAAAAAAAGAAAAAGAAGAAAACUUCUUUCCAUGAUUUGAAGUGGGUUUGUUUAGAAUUUGUUAACUGUGAUCCUGUUUCUUGGAAUGGAGUCUUGGACUUAUGUAUCUGAAGGGAAAGGUUUUGUUUCAGAAGAAACAAUUUCAACUUUUAAUUCACUUGCUAGAAGUAAAAAUGCUGUCUUGGGUUGGGAAUUGAAAACCCCUUGUACUUUUGGCAACAAUAUGUUAGUACCUGGUCAACAAGAUAUUGAGAAUCAUGGAUUUGGGGAGUAUAUUGAAAUGAUUGGAAAGCCAUUACCCAGUGAUUCGAUUGGCGGUGUUCUGAGUAGCAAGGUUGGUGUGGGAAAAAAUGUUAAUCAUACCAUGACAAAUACAUUUUCUGGAGAAGAAGAAUCCAGUUCAAAGCUUUCAAGCUCUAUUUUAGACUCUAACAGUAAGGAUUCGUCACUCAUUGACUUGAAAUUGGGGCGUAUUACGGAUCACAGAGAUAUCCAUACUUCUAAAUUUUCUAAAGGAGCACCGGUUUUGUCUUCAUUGGAGUCAUCUACACCGCCGAAGAGAAUGCGGAUUUCAGGGUUGCAUUCCCAGACUGCUUUCUGCCAAGUUUAUGGUUGUAACAAGGAUCUCAGCUCUUCUAAGGACUACCACAAGAGGCAUAAAGUUUGUGAGCUUCACUCAAAGACUGCCAAAGUUAUUGUGAACGGCAUAGAGCAGAGGUUCUGUCAGCAAUGUAGCAGGUUUCACUUGCUGGCUGAAUUUGAUAAUGGUAAGCGCAGCUGUCGUAAACGCCUUGCUGGACACAAUGAGCGUCGGAGAAAGCCUCAGAUGGGAAUUCAUUCUGGAAGAGCAGGGAGGUUGCUUCAGUCGUACAGUGGUAGCCGAUUUCAGGGAACUACAUUAUCAACUACAUCCUUUAUUUGCCAAGACAUACUCCCUGGUGGCUUUUUGCAUCCUGAUAAAUAUGGAACAAAUGACUGGUGCAGGAGUAUUAAAGUUGAAGAUGGCCAUGAUUAUAGACCUCUGUCAAGCCUCAUGGUAACAAAUGGUCAUCACCGUUCAAAAUCUCUCUUCCCUCCAUAUGAUAUUGAAAAACACUUUCCUCCUUUUAAUGAAAGUGGAGCUAAUGCUGCUACAGGAAGCAUUUUUAGUGAGAACAGUAGUCAAUAUCCACAUGACCUUGGAUGCCCAAAUUCCGGUCCACGUUCUUUUCUCCAUAAUAACACAUUAGGAAAUGAAGAUUUCAAUUUUUUCAAUACAGCAACAAACAUCCAGGGAUUUUCACUGGGAAUUUCAGGUUCUGGCUGUGCUCUCUCUCUUCUGUCAUCUCAAUCUCAGAACCCUUCGAGCCACUCAGCUGAAAUUCCCAUUGCUCGACCCGUGGUAAUGCCUGGCAACCAUACUUGUUACGGCAUGAGUCAGGUUUCAGAAAAGAUUAUUGGGGCAUGCUCACAAGCACCAAUAAGUGCGGUAUCAAACAAGCUACCUUCUCUAGGAAUGAAUACUGUGAAUGGAAAUAACCUGUCUCCCAUGCUGAUAUCCAAUGCUAGUGAUACUGUCAACUUUGAUAUCACAGAUGGGAUUUUUCAAGGAUCGGAUUUUGUAAAUUCGAAGGACCGUCUUUCUUGUGCAGAUGGACCGACCAUUGACUUACUUCAAUUAUCAUCACAGCUCCAACGAGUGGAGGAUCAAAGACAGUCUUUGCAGAUGAAGCAGGAAAAUGAUGCUUUCUGCUGUCUCAGGAUCACAUAAUGUGCUCCAUAAAACAAGGUAUGUCAACUUAGGCACUCUUCUCAAAAGUGUAAAAUAGGGAAGGGUGCUUGGGGUAUGUUCAUUUUCUAUGGCAAUAAUAUGUAUUUACUUUGAUGAAAAGGUGGAUUUCGUUGCCCAUCAUGUAAAACUCUUAUCAAAUUUCACAUGAAAUUGCAUGAGUUUCUAUUGGCAAAAUAAAAUCAAGGUACAAUGGAAUACAUACAUAUAUUGUCCCAACGCCUAGGAGAAAAUUUCCCGAUAGAUAAGUGUAUUCAACAUAAAGUGGACACCUAAUGACUUGUUAAGUGUGGAGUGUGCCGCCGCCAUUAACGAGGUAAUACUAAAAUGCUAGUGAGCAAGUGACAAAUCUUUAAAAAAACUUGUAAGGUUAGUGCUAGUGCUUAACAUGAGGUGGGAUAUCAAAGUUGUAUAUAUACAAGUGUCUCUUGUCAACUUACCUUGAUAAAAUUAUCACAAAUUUUAUCACACCCAUUGGAUUUGCUUGAAUUUAUUUAGUUGGUUGAGGCUAUUUUUUAAUAUUGAAUCUGAAGCGGAUAUGAUAUAAUAUUAUCCGGUCUAUACAUGUAUGCAUGAUUUUUAUUUUUAUUUUUUCCUUCCCCAAAAGUUGUCGUAUCUUAUCUAGAUUUUUAUAUUUUAAUUUAAAUAACUAUUGAAGCAGA